Molecule: messenger RNA, 956 nt
Organism: Electrophorus electricus (electric eel)
Lineage: Eukaryota; Metazoa; Chordata; Actinopteri; Gymnotiformes; Gymnotidae
Gene: cav3
Product: caveolin 3
Biological process (GO): regulation of membrane potential; cell differentiation; regulation of cytosolic calcium ion concentration
Cellular component (GO): sarcolemma; focal adhesion; caveola
Molecular function (GO): molecular adaptor activity; transmembrane transporter binding
Source: RefSeq, a predicted model, not a curated record
CGUGUCAUCAUAUCAGCGACAGGAGGUUCUGUGGCAACUGCUCAUGCAUUCACACACCCUUUAGUUCCAUAGCUGCUUGCCUGCUAGCCGUCACUCCGACCCCGUCACUCGGAACCUUCCACACCACAGCACUGCUGUCCUAUUCUGGCUAGCACUGGGCCCCAGGCUCCAAUCAUGGCAGACCAGUACAACAUCAAUGAGGAGAAGAUCCUGAAGGACAGACACGCCAAAGAGAUUGACCUGAUCAACAGGGACCCCAAACAGAUCAAUGAAGAUGUUGUAAAGGUGGAAUUUGAGGACGUGAUCGCUGAACCUGAUGGCACACAUAGUCUGGACGGAGUGUGGAAAGCAAGCUACACCAUGUUCACUGUCUCUAAGUACUGGUGCUAUCGCGUGCUAUCAGCCAUUUUUGGUAUCCCAGUGGCGUUGCUGUGGGGAUUCUGCUUUGCCUGCAUCUCCUUCUGCCACAUCUGGGCUGUGAUGCCCUGCAUCAAGAGCUACCUGAUUGAGACUCAGUGUUUAAGUCGAAUCUACUCACUCUGCAUUCAUACGUUCUGUGACCCAUUGUUUGAGGCAUUGGGAAAGGUCUUCAGCAGCAUACGAGUUGCACUUCGCAAAGAGGUGUAAAGAUCCUGAAGGAGUUUAUGAUAUCAAGUUCUGUUAUGCAUUUUCUUCAGCUUUUAUAAAGAGCUCAAAUCUUGAUGGGUUUAAACUUGGUUCCAGUCACAUUUCUAUAACAAAUGACUGGGUAAUUAUAAGCAAUGGUGCCUGAAUGCUGAGUUGUACUGACCUGUGCAGUGUUUUAAUUUCAGUGGUGUGUGUAGAGGGGCUCAUGUUGUACAGGUGUGGCCACUCACCUGUUAAGAGAAAUAUUUAUAAAACAUUUGAGUGCUGAAAGUGGAGAACAGAGGAGUCUUAUUCCUCUGUGUAAUAAAGUCUUCUCUUUGUGUGUUCAA